AUGAGCUUUAGGAUGGGCGUUAGACAGGAGAUGAGCUUUAGGAUGGGAGUUAGACAGGCGUUAAUGAGCUUUAGUAUGGGCGUUAGAGACGGGUGUUAAUGAGCUUUAAUAUGGGCGUUAGACAGGCGUUAAUGAGCUUUGCUAUGGGCGUUAGACAGGCGUUAAUGAGCUUUGCUAUGGGCGUUAGACAGGCAUUAAUGAGCUUUAGUAUGGGCGUUAGACAGGCGUUAAUGCGCUUUAGUAUGGGCGUUAGACAGGCGUUAAUGAGCUUGAGUAUGGGUGUUAGACAGGCGUUAAUGAGCUUUAAUAUGGGCGUUAGACGGGCGUUAAUGAGCUUUAAUAUGGGCUUUAGACAGCCGUUAAUGAGCUUUAGUAUGGGCGUUAGACAGGCGUUAAUGCGCUUU
This is a messenger RNA of Staurois parvus, 404 nucleotides long. NCBI's taxonomy places the organism in Eukaryota, Metazoa, Chordata, Amphibia, Anura, Ranidae. The record is from the annotation of a GenBank genome assembly.